This is a messenger RNA of Scaptodrosophila lebanonensis, 1619 nucleotides long. RefSeq lists its product as uncharacterized. NCBI's taxonomy places the organism in Eukaryota, Metazoa, Arthropoda, Insecta, Diptera, Drosophilidae. The record is from RefSeq and is a predicted model, not a curated record. Bases 82 to 1446 code for a protein of 454 amino acids. The transcript is spliced from 4 exons.
AAUAUUUUCGUUGUUCUUAAAAUUUCAUGUUCUUUUUCGGAGAUUUUAGUAAAUAUAGGAGACACGGUUACAGUUAACAAUAUGAAGAGCAUAGAUAUCAAGGAAAUGCUGCUCUUGUCCAGCACAGUAAAGCGGACAAUGUGGUUUCAGAAAUGCAUAAAAAUGGGCAAAGUAAGCUAUGCUGUGCGGUUUGAACUACGCGGAACGGAACUUUCUGUGCAGCACAUGAAACGCAUUAAUGCCCCCCAGAAGCUGGCGAAUCGUUUGAAUCGACGCCGGCAACGUAUGUGUCGACUUCGGAAGCACUGCCAGAUCCUAUCUGAGCCUAAGGAUAGCUGCUGUCAAACAGACACCAAGCUACUAGCGGACAAGGAGACUGAGACAAUAAUAAUGGCGACAAGUCACAAUGGAACGCAAACAAUUUGUAUGAGGACAAGCGACAAUGAGACACAAACAGGGAUGAUGGAGAUGCAAUACAAGGAAACCCAGACAGAGGCGAUCGAGACAAGAGAGACACAGGUCCAGGAAACGAGCACAGUGGAAGUUUCAGUGACCUCCAUGGAUGGUUGUAGCCAAACCCCCCUAAUACAUUACGUCCAUGCAAAGCUUGAUACGCAGGAUCUGAUUUUUAUGAAUUCACAGGAACAGCAGACGUUAAUCCGGCAUUUUACCAAUAGUGCAACGCAGUCAGAAGCUCCAAGGCUGGACACACACGCCAUCCAAGUUCAGUGCGAGGCCAAGACCCGCAUGACUCAGACGGAGCACAGCAGCAGCAGUGUGGGGACCCAGUUGGAAAAGAAUAGCCAACACAGUUACGCACAGACAACGCAACAAGAAAGCGAGCCAGCAGGAUUGCAGGAGGUGCUCUACACGAUAAUGGCAUCCCUAAAUGGACAAAUCGAAUUACUUCACAAUGGCCUGGAGUCCAUCAAUCAGCUGGUAGACCUAAACAUGUUCUGGGUGCUGACAAACAAGCGAAGAAAGGAGGCGAAACUGCAAUUUGAAACGGAGCAAGGGUCGAAGGGAGAUGAGUCGAUGAUACAACUACAAGCACAGGAGAAUCAUAAGCAGACCAAAAUCGUUCCAUUGCCCAAACCUGAACUCAUUGGGGACUUGAUGCAGCCAGAUGAGAAUAACUUACAGCAGCAAUUGGUCACGAAAAUAAUGCAAUAUGCAAAGCUCAAGCUGAAUGGUCAUCCUGCCAAGCGGCAGAAGCGCAAGCAUCGCUCUAGGAAAUCCUGGAACUGUACGCUCAAGUGCAAGGGCUGUGGUCUGCACAUGCAUCGCACAAAAACCGCAACAGUGAAAACAGACGCAUCCUUUUACAUCUUCAGGUGUCAGUACACCCAAACGGACAUGGAGAUGAAGGCCACCAACUUUGAUAUUGGCACGCAGACGGACAAAGAGAGAGGGUUCUGGACAUUGAAACGCAACUCAACGAAUUGAGAAGUCGGAGGUCCACUCGCACUUAUUUGUAUGUGGGUCUUACCAUAGAAGCCAAGUAGCCGAAGCUGUCGCUUUGGCCAUUGUUGCACUUGAUUUUGUUGUCUUAUUUGAAAUAAAACUGUUCUGUAUCGUGGACAGCAAUUGUUCACAUGCAGUAUUAAAAUUGCAUCGCU